This is a messenger RNA of Drosophila innubila, 5133 nucleotides long. It is a transcript of the gene Als2, whose product is annotated as alsin homolog. The transcript has 5 exons. NCBI's taxonomy places the organism in Eukaryota, Metazoa, Arthropoda, Insecta, Diptera, Drosophilidae. The coding region runs from base 309 to 4766 and encodes 1485 amino acids. The record is from RefSeq and is a predicted model, not a curated record.
UGCAUUUAUGUCGCUGCUACGGUCAUACUGGCUCGCAAAACCAACACAAAUAAAAAAAUCUGAUUAGAAAUUUGGCAAUUUUAAAAGGGCUCGCAUUACAAACUCAUUCCAGGAAUCCGAGAUUCCGCUUUCGUUUAAGUAGCAGAAUUGAUAAAAUGUGUGCGUUGAAUGUAUUGUGCAAUUGGUCGCCAUGCUAAUAAUAUGUGUAAAUAAGCUUUAAUUAGUGCAGUUGCAAAUUGCGUGUUACAAAACUGGAUAGAAGAAGGAGAUCAUAACAAAACAAAAAAGAAAGGGGAAGAAGAAGCACAAUGUCCAACGGGGACAACAAUGCUGGCGAAGCAUUUGUCAUUUAUUACAAUAACAAUGCUCUGCAGCUGCAGUGGAAGGGGGUGCCGCCCUUGACCCGCUCGCCCGCAUUGCGACUCUGCUACAUGGGCAGCAACAGAGAGGAAACUGUAAGUGAGGCUCCAACUGGAAGUCGAUCCGAUUCCAAUUGGCUGCUGCUGCUGACGGCAGAUCAUUCGCUGUAUGCAGCGCAGCUGGCGACAGGCAGCAGGAUCUUGGAGUUGAGUCUUUUACGCACUGACAUUGUGGAUGUGGAUUUCUGUCGCGGCAGUCGCCAGCUCUUUGUGGUGCUCACCAGUGGCAGUGUGCAGCGUCAACUCGUCACUGGCGGCUAUCGACCAAAUGCCUGGCAAACGCUCAGCUUUGAUCCGCUCGAGCUGCACGACGAGGGCGUCAGCAUGCGUCGGGUUUGCUGCUCCGAACAGGGUGUGGUCUUUGUCAGCGUCAGUGGCGCCACCUAUGUGCUGGGCAGCUGUGGCGAGGUGUUCAACGCGGAGCAACCACGUCACAUGCGUCUCUGCGAGGAGGGAAAACAGCUGCUGGAUUUGGUCGCCGGCGAUGAGCAUUUUGUCAUGUUGCUGGCGCCACAUCAACCCGCCGACGAUGUGCUGCAGUUGCAGGAGCAGCAGGAGGAGCGGGGAUCUCUGAAGUCCGUGCAUAGCGGCAGCUCGGAGCACAGCUUUGCAGCCAACACGCGACAUCUGCUGCAGCAGGGAUAUGCGCUGCUCCACACGCAGCUCUUCACGUUUGGUGCCUCCAAUGGCGGCCUGCUAGGCACUGGAGAUCACAUCAAGCGCGCCCAUGUGGCACGUCUGGAGAAACUGGACGGCAUGGGCGUGUGCAGCAUUGCGGCGGGCAGAGAACACAGCGUGGCACGCACCCUGGACGGACGACUCUAUCACUGGGGUCUCAACAAUCAGCAGCAGCUUGGCGACGAUCUCAGCUCGCCCAUGGAAAUCUGCUUGGCCGAGCAACUGACGCCGGAGCAGCACACAGCGCUGGAGGCCACCUGUGGCGACUACCGAACGCUCUUGCUCAAUGCGGCUGGACAGAUACAGACAUUGCCCCACGUCCAAACGCAGUCCCAAUCCCAGUCCAGCACCUAUGAGCAGACACUGCUGCAUCUGCAAAUGGGCGCCGCUUGGCCACGUCAGAUGCGUCUCCUGCACUGUGCCGGCGGCUACACGCUCCAGAAUUGCCGUCAGUUCCAGCGACAGUAUCACUACUUUCUCAGUCACCUGGAAUCGCAGCUGCAGUUGCUGCUCAAGCAGCGGCAGGCAGUCCAAAUCCUGCUCAUCUGGGAGCUGCCUGCACUGGCGCCGCUGCUGCUCAACUGGGAGCGCAUUGUCUGCCUGGUGGCAGCCACAUUGCAUUCCCUGGAGGGCUUCUAUCGAGCGGACUAUGUGCAGCCGGCGGAUCUGCUGUUCAUCUGCUACCAUCGCGAGUAUAUUGAGCUAUUUGAGAGCUACACGAAGUCCUAUUGUGAUGUGCUGUCGGUGAAUGGAUUUGGUGAGGCGGUGGCCACCAUUGGAUCACCGCCAUUGAGUAACCACAAUCCGCUGGCGGAGUUGGCCGAGGAGAGUUAUCUGACGCGUCUAUUCCAGCAGCCAUUUGGCGUCUAUCAACAGUUUAUGCAGUUCAUGGAGCUGCUGGUCAAGACACAGCCGGAGUACGAUGAGCAUCGGGUGGCCUGGUCCGAGUUUGCACGGAUGAGCUGCAUUAGCCAGGAGCUGGCGGUGAAUACCAAAGAAUUCUGGAGCAGCAAGGAGUGUACACCCCGCAUUGCCCAUCUGCGACAGCGUGAACGUCGUGUGAUCCUCACAUCCGCCCUGGUGCCGCUCAAGCUGGGCAACACUGGCAUCAGCAUGUCCAGCCACAGCUUUAUACUCUUUUCCGACUUCCUCUGCCAGCUGGGAAGCCAUUCCCUUCAGACCUAUCCAUUGAACGCCUUGUGGGUGUGGACAGAGGGCGAACUGGGAUUGAGGAUUACCACGCCCGAGAAGAGCUUUGUGUUAAUCACACGCAAAUCGGAAUCCCGCAAGGUUUGGCUCGAUCAACUGCAGUCCAGCAUUGUCAGCGCCUUGGGUCGACCCCUGGGCAGUCCUGUGCCCAGUGUUAGAUCUACGGCCUAUGAAUAUAGUCGCGAGCAUCCAAAGUUUAGCAGGGUCAAGGCUUGUGGCACCUGGCGCAAGGGAGUGCUCCAUGGCAACUGCUAUCUGGAGUAUCCCGAUGGCAGUGUCUACUGCGGCGAGAUGCAUCAUGGCGUCAUUGAAGGGUAUGGAAAGAUGGUUAUUCCCUCGACGGGCGUCUAUGUGGGCAACUUCAAAGGCGGCCGCUUUCAUGGCUAUGGCGUCUAUGAGAUCCAUGGAAAUGGCGCUCACGACAGCGAAAUCUAUGAGGGCAACUUCUGUGAGGGACUUUUCCAUGGUCACGGCAUGAUGAGGAACAAUCGCUACAUCUACGUUGGGGAGUACAUGGCCAACACACGCAGUGGCUAUGGCGUCAUGGAGGAUCUCAUCAGUGGCGACAAAUAUAUGGGCAUGUUUUUGGAUAACAAACGUUGUGGCAUCGGCAGCUGCAUCACGAAUCGUGGUGACUACUUCGAGGGCAACUUUGCGGCCGAUGAUCUCACGGGCAGCGGUGUCGCUGUCUUCGAAAACGAUUAUUACUACGAGGGCGAACUGACGCUCCAAGGUCCCAACGGACGAGGCGACUACUAUAUGCCCAGCAGCGAUGCUGGCAAUCCUCUGGGUGCCAGCGAGGAGGAUGACGACAACUAUGAGCUGAUUGGCAACAAGAUGUUUGGCCAUCUUAGUGGCACCUGGGAAACGGUGCGCAUUCAAACUGGCGAGCUGGCGCUUAAUCGAAGAUUUCCAAAAUAUCCCAGCACACUUGGUCGCAUGGUGUUGGAUCACAAUCGCAAGUGGCGCGCCUUGUUCCACAACUUUGAGUCGGAUGUGGCCAACUGCAGCAUUUCCACGAGUAGCAGCAGUUCACUAGCUGGCAUCUCGAUGGGCACGCUCAAGAAAUCUGCAAAAACGACGCUGAGCACGGCGCAGAUCUGGAGCUGCAUUGCCAUCUAUAUGAACAAGCAGCGGGCACGUGAUGCCGCCAAGCCCGGCAACUAUUUUAACAACAUUCUGCUCAGCCUGCCGCUGCCACCGAAGUCAUCGUCCCCGGCGCAGCUUGCUACGAGCAGCACGCCGACUUCGCAGGCUUCGCUUGUGUCCGGCAAACAACAGUCCACACUGGACUUGCUCAACUCGACGCCGCGUCGCAUUCACUCGCAGGAAACACUCUGCAGGAAACUGGAGAACCUACAGAGAUCAGACAGUUUGCUAUCGAUUGGUCACAACUCCACAAUGGACACGCGAAGUUUGGUUAGCUUUGGUCUCGACGAGAGUCUGUUGAAUCAUAGCUUCAAUGGUGAAUCGAAUGCGGGCAAUCUGAGCAGCAGUUUCAGCAACAUGUCGCACCACAACCACAACAACAACAAUAACAACAUAUCGAAGCAUAGAAAAAACAGCAGCUGCUCGAUCACAUCGACAACCUCCACUGGCAGCACAAUGCUGGAACAGGUGCCCAGUUUUGGAAUGUCGUCAACACUCACCGAGCAUGAUGUGACUUGCAUACGCUUGUAUCUGGAGCAGGCCUUCAAGGAUCGUUAUCAUCCAUUGUAUGCGUUGAACGAACGCAUAGCGAACUGUUUCCAUUACUCGUAUGGAUACUGGAAGGUGAAACCCACUCCGAUUCUGGCCAAGCAGGCGAUGCGUGAAUGGGAAUCCAUAUCGAAACGUAUUUAUCGCUUUGUGCGUAAAAUGUUUCCUGCCUUGCCCGAGGAUUACUGUCAUCUGGAGGGCACCAGGGAGGUUAUCUCCCAUAUUACACUCCUCUAUCCAUUGGUGUUAUCCGAGGGCAUCUAUUCCACUCUCUUUGUACUCUAUGCCAACAAAUAUAAUCGCAAGGAUGAGAUAUACAGACAAAACUUAAACCACGCCGAGAAGCUUAACGAUGACGAACUGGUCCAACUGCUGGGCCAUGACAGUUGCCUGAAUGCCGUGAUGCUGGCUACGCAAUUCGAUACGGCGGUGCAGACUUUAAAGCAGCUGCAGGAGAAAUUUAGUCCUCAGGAUAUGUUGACUGUGAUACAGCGCAGCAUGGAGCUGCAAACGGAGGCCUAUGAGCACGCCAUGGCAACAAAUGGAUCGCAGCUCAAUGCUGACAAUAUGAUACCGCUCUCUAUGCUGUGCAUGCUACGUGCCGCAGUGCCACAUUUGGGUGCGGAGCUGGCGUUACUGGACGAUCUGACGGGUGGCCCUAAUUUCCAGGCCGAAAUGAAUGGCAUGGCCGGCUAUUGUUAUACCACACUCAAGGCUGCCUACGAGCAUAUCACAAUGCGGACUCUCCAAAGGACACCUUGAACUCGAACUCAAACCAAAUCUGGACACGUAUAUUAAUGUUUUUUUUUGUUUUGUUAUUAUUGUUAUGGCUUUUUAUGCAUCGAUCAAUUUACUCGUAUAAUUGCUAAUUUAUGCAUCUUAAAUCAAUAUUUAUGUAAUCGUUAUAUAGAGACUGUAUAUAGAAAAACCAAACCAACUGUUCACAUAGCUUAGGCUUAUCAUUCAAAUGUACAGUUAAAAGGUCGAGGGGUUGCUAUGAUCGCAUAUUGUUGAUCUGUUGAUCUAUGUGUAAUGUAUAUGUAAUAAUAUAUCUGUCAUAAUACUUCAUAUUAGCUUACAAUUUAAGACUAACACAUUCCCAUUAAAUAAACUAUUUAACGAAACUCGA